Molecule: messenger RNA, 1881 nt
Organism: Naumovozyma dairenensis CBS 421
Lineage: Eukaryota; Fungi; Ascomycota; Saccharomycetes; Saccharomycetales; Saccharomycetaceae
Gene: GCR2
Product: Gcr2p
Exons: 1
Coding region: 1-1881 (626 amino acids)
Source: RefSeq, a predicted model, not a curated record
AUGGAUAACCUUGAUUUUAGCCCAUUGAUUCUUGAAAACCAACAACCUAUUACACUCGAAACUUCUACCGCCAACAACACCAAUACAAUAACUCAACCUAUAAUGCAUCAUCAGGCUAAAUUAGAUGUGUUCAUUAUUAGAGGAUACCAAUUACUUUCCAAUGAAUCCAUUAUAAAUAUCAACUCUUACGUCACGAACUCUCCUCAAACCUCUAACAAUACACCCAUUGGAAGCUCUAAUUUUAUGGCUAAUAAUGAUUCUUCCAGUAUCAAUGUCAUCGAUGCCAUAAUGAACGGACCAGCAACGACCGCACUAGAUAAUAACAACAACAAUAAUAAUAAUAAUAAUAAUAAUGUCGCAGAUCAAAAGAGUCCCACGAACCUAAGUAUAAGUCCGGCAGGAAGUAGUACUAAUAACUCUAAUAAUAACAAUCCUACAUCUGGUAAUCAAUAUUCUCAAUUAUUUAUCACAUUAUCAAAAUUAUAUACAGCAUUUUUAUCUACUCAAUUACCUGAAGAAAGAUCAACAUCACCCAAGUCAGCUAUUGAAUUAUAUCAAAGGUUUUUACAAAUUAUUAAAGAGUUGGAUCUAAGUUUCGAAGUUAGUCCCAAUAAGAGAUAUUUCAAUCGUUUAGAUGAUGGACUAUGGCAAAUUAAAUCAGAAUCAGAAUUAAGCACUGAUGAACUUUGGCAACAAAUAUCUAUGAAGAUUUUACAAGUUUAUGAUCCUCAAAAGGGUACAAUAUUAAAUUCAAAUCGUAAUAAUAAAAAAUCAAAUAAUAACAAUAACAAUAACAACAAUACGACGGUAGUAACUAAUACAACGACAACUAAUAAUUCUACUAUGACAUCACCGACUGAUUUGAUAACAAAUCCAAUAGUAGGGAUGGACGUGAAUUCCAUGUCAACGAGUAUUGACACCAAUGUGCCAGGAAUACUUAAUUCAUUCCCUAAUACUAGUACUAUUCCUAAGGAAAUGCUUCCAGUGACUAAUCCACCUGUGACAACGAAAUCGAAAAGAGGAGGUGCAACGAGAGGAGGUAGAAGGAAAGUUACCAAGACAACUCGAAGAAACAACAAAAAGGAAUCAGUACAACCAACAGCGACAAAUAAUAUGUCUAAUCAACAACCAAUGACAAAUUCCAAUAUAACUAUGAAUACUUUUGAUUCUUCUUCUCUGCCCCAACAGUUACAAAAACGAUUACAAACUAUUUCACAGGAUGUGAAUUCACGUUCUUUGAAUGGUUAUUAUACUCAGCCUACUAGUCCCGGUGCGGGUGCAUUUGAAUUUGGAUUAAUGGAUAAUGAUUUAUAUCCAAAUUUUAAUCCAAUGAAUACAAGUACCAAUAAUCCGAAUAUAGGAGGAGGGGGAGGUAAUACGAAUUCUUGGAAACGAAGGUCACUAGGUUCGUUAGAUGUGAAUACGUUGGAUGAUGAAGCUGUUGAAGAAUUAUUACAAUUGACGAAUUCAAAUAAGAAAUCAAGGAUGAAUCCUAUUGAUCCAACUCCAAAUAAUAAUGAAUCAACCAAUGGCAUGAAUGGCAACAACAACAAAAACAACAACAACAACAACAAUACCAGUACUAACAAUAAUAAUAUCGAUAGCAAAAUUAAUACUCCCGAUAAUAAUAAUAUACGAGUUAACUCUGUUCCGGAGAUGAACAAUAACAAUAAUAAUGAUAAUACUAAUGAGCUAUUUGUAGAUUCUAUGAUUAGACAAUUGAAGAGUUCUUAUGAUGUUGUAAUGAGCGAGAAGGACCAAAGGAUAAAUCAAUUGGAAAGGGAUUUGGAAUUACAAAGACAAGAGACGCAAUGGUUAAGGAAAAUGUUAAUUGAAGAUAUGGGAUGUGUCCGUAGUCUACUGAAAGACAUAAGGAAGUGA